Messenger RNA from Xyrauchen texanus (razorback sucker), 1012 nucleotides. RefSeq names its product zinc finger CCHC domain-containing protein 24-like. The transcript has 4 exons. Gene Ontology annotation, molecular function: zinc ion binding; nucleic acid binding. Bases 261 to 977 code for a protein of 238 amino acids. NCBI's taxonomy places the organism in Eukaryota, Metazoa, Chordata, Actinopteri, Cypriniformes, Catostomidae. The record is from RefSeq and is a predicted model, not a curated record.
CAGUGCAAAUAAAGCGAUAUAGCGGGUCGUGGACAGCGGUCUAAAACUUCUUAUUCUGACAUGUUUGAGCAAUGUCUUUCGUGUCAUUAUAAUCCUGGGACCGGGAUCCCAGCAAAGAAAUAGGGUCUUUGCUGGAAGUAGAGAAACAAGCGCUCAUUUCGGGGUGUGGAAAACCGGACGGCGCAUUCACAGCAGACUCGGAACAAUUCAACAAAGUUAGCCUUUUCCAAAAGUAACAGUGGAAGAGUGAAAGUUACAAUAUGAGCUUGUUGUCUGCCAUAGACACCAGUACCUCAGUGUACCAGCCUGCACAGCUUCUCAACUGGGUUUACCUUUCUUUACAAGACACACAUCAGACGAGUGCCUUCGAUGCCUUCCGACCUGAGCCCAACUCUUCCCACCCGGACCUGAACCACAGCAAAACUCCUGCCAAUGAUCUGAGUUCCUCUCUCAACUCCAACUAUCUCAACAAUUUCUUUCAGAUGCAGAGGAACGAGGCCCUGAAUAAUGGUUUAUACAAAAGUGUGUCUCCAUAUGGCUCACUUAACAACAUAGUGGAUGGCCUGAAUUCUCUAACGGACCACUUCUCUGACCUCUCCCUGUCCUCUGAGCCACGCAAGCCUAGCAAGAGACCUCCACCAAACUACCUGUGCCAUCUCUGCUUCAACAAGGGACACUAUAUCAAAGAUUGCCCUCAGGCCAGACCCAAAGGUGAAGGACUGACUCCAUACCAAGGGAAGAAGAGGUGUUUUGGUGAAUACAAGUGCCCUAAAUGCAAGAGGAAGUGGAUGAGUGGGAACUCCUGGGCCAACAUGGGACAAGAAUGCAUCAAAUGCCAUAUCAAUGUGUAUCCUCAUAAACAGCGUCCUUUAGAGAAACCCGAUGGCCUGGACGUUUCUGACCAGAGCAAAGAGCACCCGCAACAUCUGUGUGAGAAGUGUAAAGUCUUGGGCUACUACUGCCGCCGUGUGCAAUAAGGAGGGUUCCCUGAAGUCCCCGUUGUCUCCUUACU